AUGGCGGCGAGCGCCGCCGGGCAGUAUAAUGUAAUGAAUUAUGCAGUAUCUUUUGCUGACAAAUGUACUGUGUACUGUCAGGCAGUAGAAAAACAGCUGAAGAUCUGUGGCUUUAAGCGGAAUAUCGAUGUCUUAGUAUUGUAUCUGGCUGGACAAGGACUAAGAAGCAUUCCAAGUCUAUCACGCUUUCAUAGGUUGAGGUAUUUGUGGAUUAACAACAAUAAGGUAAUAAGGGCACUAAAGAAUAAGGAGAAAUGGCCUGAUGACUACAAACUUCUCAAAGAUAGAGAAAUGCCGCUAUAUACGAUAGGUAUGUGUAGGCCCUACACGAUACAAGGUACAAUAAUCAUUAUCCAAGAUUUAACUUUCUUGAAGAAAAACUACUGCUUGACUGAACUAUAUCUCAACAACAAUGAGAUCACAGAUAUAUCAGGUGCUCUGAAACACUUGUGUGCACUACAGAUUCUGUUGCUUCACAACAACCAGUUAAAACAACUUGGCAAAACAGUGAAGGAAUUAAAAGGAAUAAUAAGCUUGCAGACCCUAAACUUAUUCUAUAACCCUCUGGCACAUGAUCCAGACUACCGGCUUUACGUGAUACACUUCCUUCCUUCGGUACAGCUCCUUGACAGGAAAUCAGUUACACAAAGAGAAAGGGAGUCAGCAUUUCAUCUGUAUAGCCAUGAGCGGUCUUGUGUUAUGGAGUCAAUAGCUUUUGGAAAGAGAGUAAACACACCACUAGGGACUGCCAUGGGAUGCAGCAGAGGCGCUCAACCAGCCAGAAGAUGGAUGAUGGCCCCAGAUCGUGAAUUUGGAAAUCACACGAAUAACGUUCCAUUUGAGAACCCUGAAGAUGCUGUUUUACUACGGGCAAUGACAAGAUCUGUAAUGGAAUUUUCCUCUCUUGACUGGAACAAAGUACCCACCUGUCGAGAAAGACGUCUUGAAAACAAAGCAGAAUAUUCCCCUGAGAAGCUGACAAUCCAAUUUAGAUGACUGCUUUCUUCCUUAAGAAAAAUAUUACUCCUCUGUCUAGAGUGGAUAUAAACUUCUUACGUAAGUGAAUAUCUCUGUAACACAAGUACACUAAACCCCACAUCCAAUCAAAUGAACUUCCAGCAACAAAAAGUAUUCG
Cygnus atratus (black swan) is the source of this 1135-nucleotide messenger RNA. It is a transcript of the gene LRRC72, whose product is annotated as leucine rich repeat containing 72. The record is from RefSeq and is a predicted model, not a curated record. Lineage: Eukaryota; Metazoa; Chordata; Aves; Anseriformes; Anatidae. Gene Ontology annotation, molecular function: protein binding. Bases 1 to 996 code for a protein of 331 amino acids. The transcript has 11 exons.